UCAUGGCGGCGUGGUUUAGUGACGAAAGAGCGAGCUUUGCAAUCAUGGCGGCGCGGUUUAGUGACGCAAGAGCGAGCUUUGCAAUCAUGGCGGCGGAAGGGGAAAUGAACAGCAAUGGGGACCUCGGAGAGCCUUCAGCCAUGGAAGCUGCCGAGGUUUCCACGCUACCGCCUCCAGAGAUGUCAGAUGAGAACGGUUGCACAGACUCAGCCACUGAGGCUUCUGCACAGCCAGAAACCGCUUUCUUCUCAGCGCCUCCAGACACAGAGGACGAGGGAAGCGAUCUGCCAGCAGACUUUGAACGUCUUUGGAAUGCCGCACACGACAACCCUCGAGACUUCACCAGUUGGACCGACCUGUUGCAGUACUGUGAGCAAGAGGGCCACAUUGCAGCGUCACAGAGAGCCUUGAUGGCAUUUCUUGCCCGCUUUCCACUCUGUUAUGGCUAUUGGAAAAAAUUUGCUGAUUUGGAGCGUCGUGCUGGUAACAACGACAAAGCAGCGGAGGUGUGUGUUCAGGGGCUCCAGUCAAUCCCUCUGAGUGUCGAUCUGUGGAUCCACUACAUCAAUCUCCUCUUGGGAACACUGGACAUGAACCUGCCCGAGUCGCCCAAGCAUAUUCGCAGUGUGUUUGAGGACGCGGUUGUAGCAGCAGGCCUGGACUUCCAUUCAAACCGGCUAUGGGAUCUGUAUUUCGAAUGGGAGAAGGAGCAAGGAGACUUAAGGAAUGCCACAGCUGUGCUAGACAGAGUCCUCAAAGUUCCCACGCAGCACUACAACACCCACUAUGAAAAGUUCAAGGUCCACCUGAACAACAGUGAGCCCAAAGAAGCACUUUCUCUGGAGGAAUAUGAGGAGGUGAGGGCCUUUUGCCGUGAGAGUCAGAAAGUGGAGCGUGCUGAACAGGCCAAGGAGAAGGGCGAAGAGAGGCCGCCUGGAGAGGAAGAGCCUGCCACACCUGAGGGCACAGAUUCGGAGGAGCUCAUGCAGAGGAUGAGAGAACAGGUGUUGGUCCGGAGGGACAAAAUUUACCAGGAGAACGAAAAUGAAGUCCGCAAGAGAUGGAACUUUGAAGAUACGAUCAAACGUCCUUACUUCCAUGUGAAGCCGCUUGAUCAAACCCAGCUGCGUGGCUGGCACUCCUACCUGGACUGGGAGGUCGCCCAACUGAAGAAAGACACUCAAGACCAUAACAAAGACUUAAACAAGACAGACGCAGAUGUCAAAGAGGACCCAGAGGUGACAGCGCAGCCUCAGCGAGAGAUGGAAGAAACCAAGGUUUUCUGUGAUGACCACAGAGUUCGUUUUCUCUUCGAGCGCUGUCUGAUCGCCUGUGCUCUCUAUGAGGAAUUCUGGACCAGGUAUAUUCAGUACCUGGAGACAUGCAGUGUGGAUGAGGUUCGGGCUGUCUACAAGCGAGCCUGUGACAUCCACCUGCCUUCAACACCUAACAUUCACAUGCAGAGGGCCACCUUCGAGGAAAGACACGGUGACCUGGCCGAGGCUCGGCGAGUGUUGGAGGCUCUUGAUAAAAACAUGCCAGGUUUGGCCGUGGUUCGUCUACGCAGGGCCGCUUUGGAGAGGAGGGCGGGCCAACUUGAGCAGUCUGAAGCGUUGCUGCAGGAGGCGGUGACACAAUCGAAAGAGAAGCCUACAUUGCACGCGUUCUACUCCAUCAAGCUUGCUCGUCUGUUCCUGAAGCUUGGCAGAAACCCAAGCAGAGCUCGGAGCGUUUUACAGGAAGCACUGGAGAUUAGUCCAGAUAAUGACAAACUGCACCUGAACCUGCUGGAAGUGGAGCUAUCAGCUGAGACCUGGUCCUCAGCAGAGGCGGUGCAGCAGUGCGUGACACGAGCCCUGGAGGCGCCUCUCACACCGCACACCAAAAUCCUCUUAUCACAGCGCGGCCUCCAGUUUGUGGAAGAGUACAGCAACUCUAUCCAGAGUGUGCUGUCUGUCUAUGAAGCGCACCAGAAGCUGAUCAAGGAGCUGGGCGGGACGAAGAGAGAAGCCGAAAGCGGAGACGAGGGCCGAGAGAAGCUGAGCAAAGGUGAUGGUGGCUCAGCAAAUGGCGCUUCAGAACAAGUCCCACCCACUGAUCCUCAGGUCCCAGUCACUAUGCCGCCACCCCCGCCGAUGAGCAUCGACGCGAGUGCCCAGUCCGGUGGAUAUGGCGGAUACAGCAGCUGGUAUCAGCAACCACAGUACAGCAGUUAUGGCUACCAGAACACCUGGAACUACAACCAGGGAUACUAUCCACCCAGCUAAAAUUAAAGAACUGAGCGGGGCACCGGGACUAAAAACUGAAAUAGCAAGUCCUCUCAAGUUUGGUCCCGCGGAUUCUCACAAAAUAUCUCCCACCAUCUUUUUCUCCCUGUCCUGCCUCCUGACUUUCCUCGCUGUCGUCGUUGACGACAAAGGUGCUCGGGUCAUCACACGCCCCAUUGGGUCUGUGUAGAAAGCUGACGAUAUGAAACGGACAUGAGUGCGUUGCUCGCUAGACCUCGUCGCUCUUUUAAGCAGAACUAUUUUUGUAUUUGUCUAUAGACUUUCAUUUUUGUUUAUCUAACUUUGCGGGCAAUAUAUUACGGGGGAUUUUGUGCCAUCCUGCCAAGCAUGCAAAGGUUUUUUUUUUCCUCCUCCUAUUGUACAUAAAAAAAAAAAGUUUUAUAGUG
Phyllopteryx taeniolatus (common seadragon) is the source of this 2674-nucleotide messenger RNA. RefSeq names its product pre-mRNA-processing factor 39. The record is from RefSeq and is a predicted model, not a curated record. Gene Ontology annotation, cellular component: U1 snRNP; U2-type prespliceosome; commitment complex. Lineage: Eukaryota; Metazoa; Chordata; Actinopteri; Syngnathiformes; Syngnathidae. The coding region runs from base 3 to 2267 and encodes 754 amino acids. Gene Ontology annotation, molecular function: protein binding. The transcript has 15 exons. Gene Ontology annotation, biological process: RNA processing; mRNA 5'-splice site recognition.